Messenger RNA from Ficedula albicollis (Collared flycatcher), 2461 nucleotides. It is a transcript of the gene HOMER1, whose product is annotated as homer scaffolding protein 1. The coding region runs from base 93 to 1160 and encodes 355 amino acids. Gene Ontology annotation, cellular component: dendrite; cytoplasm; postsynaptic density. NCBI's taxonomy places the organism in Eukaryota, Metazoa, Chordata, Aves, Passeriformes, Muscicapidae. The record is from RefSeq and is a predicted model, not a curated record. The transcript has 9 exons. Gene Ontology annotation, molecular function: G protein-coupled glutamate receptor binding. Gene Ontology annotation, biological process: G protein-coupled glutamate receptor signaling pathway; regulation of store-operated calcium entry.
CGGCCCCGCCGCCACGGGGCUGCAGAGCUGCCGGAGCGGCGAGGAGCGCCCCGGAGACGCGGCACCACCGGUGCCAGGCGCUGCCGGCCGCCAUGGGGGAACAACCCAUCUUCAGCACCCGAGCUCAUGUCUUCCAGAUUGACCCAAACACUAAGAAGAACUGGGUUCCCACCAGCAAGCAUGCUGUUACUGUGUCCUACUUCUAUGACAGCACAAGAAAUGUCUACAGGAUAAUCAGUUUGGAUGGCUCAAAGGCAAUAAUAAACAGCACCAUCACCCCAAACAUGACAUUUACUAAAACAUCCCAGAAGUUUGGCCAGUGGGCAGACAGCAGGGCGAAUACAGUCUAUGGCUUGGGAUUUUCAUCUGAACAUCACCUUUCAAAAUUUGCUGAAAAAUUUCAAGAGUUCAAAGAAGCUGCACGAAUAGCAAAGGAAAAAUCCCAUGAAAAGAUGGAGUUAACAAGUACACCCUCUCAAGAAUCAGCUGGAGGGGAUAUUCAGUCUCCUUUAACUCCGGAAAGCAUUAAUGGGACAGAUGACGAGCGAGCGAUGCCAGAAGUGACACAGAACUCAGAACCAAGGGCUGAACCAACACAGAACGCAUUGCCAUUUACCCAUAGUUCGACAAUCAGCAAGCACUGGGAGGCAGAACUGGCCACGCUCAAGGGUAAUAACGCUAAGCUCACAGCAGCCCUGCUGGAGUCCACUGCCAAUGUGAAACAAUGGAAACAGCAACUUGCUGCGUAUCAGGAGGAAGCAGAACGUCUUCAUAAGCGGGUGACUGAGCUAGAGUGUGUGAGCAGUCAAGCCAAUGCAGUCCACACACAUAAAACAGAAUUAAACCAGACAAUACAGGAAUUAGAGUCUACACUGAAGAAAAAAGAAGAGGAAAUAGAAGGAUUGAAACAAGAAAUUGAAAAUGCCAGAGAGCUCCAGGCACAGAGGGAUUCUCUGACCCAGAAGUUACAGGAAGUAGAAAUUCGAAACAAAGACCUGGAAGGACAGCUGUCUGAUCUAGAGCAACGUCUGGAGAAAAGUCAGAAUGAGCAAGAAGCUUUUCGCAAUAACUUGAAGACACUUUUAGAAAUCCUUGAUGGAAAAAUAUUUGAACUAACAGAAUUACGAGAUAACUUGGCCAAGCUAAUAGAAUGCAGUUAAAGAAAAUGGGAUUUCAGUGCCAAUCAGCUUAAAGAUGCAGUACUGUCUCUCUUCAUAGGACUGUGUUGGGCUCUGCAUCAAAGUUGCACAAAAUUAGAAAAUACUCCUCUGAGAGGGAUUAUUUUAAAUUUGACUUGUAAUUCAAUGAAAAAAUUUGGAACUCAGCUUGUAGCCAGUUGAAGAAAAACAAACAAACAAAAAAACUUGAAUUACAAAUUACCUCCUUUCACAUUAUUGGCCACAGAUAACUUGAAAGAUAGUAACGAUAAUUGAAUGCAAUCCUUUUCUAAUUAUCAGUGAUAGAAGAAUUAGCAGUGUCCCAGGACACCCCCCAUUUUGUGACAGAUACAAUAUAGGUUAUUGGCUGUUUUAUUUAAGAUUUUAAAUGCUGUGUUUUGUGCAAGAACUUAGUGAUGACAGCCCUGUAUUUUGUUGUUCUUAAUAAUUUCUCAGGAUAUGUUGCACUGUGAAGAAUCAGUGCCAAAACAAAUUUAUUCUUGCCAGGAAUGAGAGAGAGUUGCAUCUUUAAUUGAAACAAAUCUACUAUAACUGCUUGUAUAAACUUAUUCCUUUUUGGUUUUUUGGGGUUGGUUGACUGGUUGGUUUUUGGAUUUUUUUAAUAGGUAUACAUAUAUGCUGGAAGAUACCGUAUUUCUUUAUGGAGCUUACUUUGGUGUUCUACAAUAUUGUCCAAUAUAAGGUUUAGUUCUUCAUAUUAAUUCCUUGCAAUUACAGUGAGAUAGUAUCUUCCACUUAACUAAAUUUUGAAGCCAACCAGUGAUAGAAGGUGAGUUCCACCAGAAAAAAAAAGAGCCCAAACCCCCCCAAGAAUUUUAAAUGUAAACUUAAAAUUUUAGAUUUGACCUGCACAGAUAACAAUGAAUGGCCAGUUUUUUGUUUUCUGGCCUUGAUACUUAUAUUGAAUGUUCAAUUUGCUGUUAACCUGUUCUGCAGGAGACUUUUUCAGAAUGUGACAUGAAAUAGAGGUUCUGUGGAUAAUGGCUUAUGGGGAGCAUUGUUCUGUUGCAGAUUCAUUAAGGGCACAGAGGUACCACAAGGCAUUGUUGGUGGUACUGAACGUGUCUAGCCAAAAAGACUGUUUCUUGAAAUUUUGUUGUCAUAGCAAAUUGAACUGAAGACAUGUUUACUCUUUUAUGGGUCUUCAUAUCACAUCUUUAUCAAAACUACACCAGGCAAUAUUCUGAACUGUUAACUAAGUGUUUAAAAACAGGACAUUGAAUUGAAUUAUCCUCAAUGAGCAGGUUUUAAAGUUGUUUUGAUGUAAUUUUAACAGACUUUUG